ACUUUUAGAUUUCUGUUGUUAGAAAAAUAAUUUACAUAGACAUCCUGAAGUUGUACAAAAAGUCGGUCGUCCUCGCAAAAAAUACACAUCACGCCUUUAUCCUUCAGUACUUUCCUCAGAACUCCUACCAAGUUGCUAGUAUCAGUAACCGUUAUAAAGUUUUUUACCUUCUUAUGUUUAAUUUGCAUUAUAAACUUUUCAGUAUUCCCUUUUUUGAAAUGCAGUUGGUUUUUGUAAACAUUUAUUGGUUUUUCUGUAAUAUAAAUAUAACAAGAGCUGUCCUCUUGCCCACUAUGUACGGUCGCCGAGUUUGAACUUGCGUCAUUUUGGUCUUCUUCCUCCUUAUUAUUGAUUUCCAAAUUUGGCAAUCUUGACAGCUCGUCUGCCACAUUUAUUUUGCCCUUAACGUGUACAAUUUUAUAAUCAAAUUCAUUUAAUUUGAUUUUCCACCUUUGCAGUUUAAGGUUUGGCUCCUUCAAUGAAUCCAGCCAAACUAAAGGUUUGUGGUCCGUUUUAAUAGUGAAUUGUCGGCCCCAUAAAUAUUGCCUAAAGUACUUCGUUGCCGCCACAAUGGCGAGUAGUUCUUUCUCUAUUGUGGAAUACCUACGUUUAUGUUCAUUCAAUGUUCUACUGUAAUAAGAUAUAACUUUUUCGUUCUGCAUUAAGACAACACCGAUCGCAAAAUUUGAUGCAUCCGUGACAAGGGUGAAACUUUUAGAAUAAUCGGGAUAGAUAAGAAUUGGGUCAGUCAUCAAGAGUAACUUGAGUUUCUUAAAGGCAUUGAUGUAGUCCCUGUCAGAAACAUUUAUUUCCGCUCCUUUUUUCAAAUAUUUUGUCAUGUGGUAGGCAAUCUUUGAAUAGUCUCUUAUGAACUUUCGAUAAUAGCCCGUGAUCCCCAAAAACGAUUUAAUUUCCUUUUCCGUUUUCGGUAGCUCUAUUCUUUGAAUCGCUUCAACCUUCUGAGGAUUCGGUUUAAUGCCGUCAUCAGUGACUAUAUGUCCCAAAAAUUCGGUCUGUCUCUGCAAAAAUGAGCUUUGUCUAGUUGUAUUUUGAGAUUAACCUCACUCAAUCGUUGAAGUAUUCGGCCUUAUCACGCAAUCCAUCGUAAACUGUUUUUCGGAGAAGUUACUACAAAAACAUUCAUGCAUUUCGAACAACUCCGAACGUAAAUUCGAAAACCGGAGAAUAGCAUUCACUGAACACACUUUAGUGCUCUAAGGAAGAAGCGUCUGAGUUUUGGAAAAAGGUGGCGGAGGAGCUUAACAGCAUGGGCCCACCUCAGAAAGACAUCACUAGCUGGAAAAAGGUAUGGCUAGACUGGAAGGCGUAUAUUAAAAGGAAGCUACCGGAAAACAAAAUAGAACAGAGGGCUAUUGGUGGCGGUCGAAACAGGCAGCACCAUUUCAAUGAAAUGGAGGAAGCUGUCAUCCGAUUGACGGCACUAGAGACUAGCACGAAUGGAAUUGAAAACACUGUGAGUAUUGGGCUACCUGUUGAAGGCGAUUCUGAAGCUGAGAUCGGGGCUGACGUGUCAAUGACGUCAUCGAGCCGCAGUCCAGCACUUCCGAGACGUAUUUCCUCUGCGCGCAAACCAACUGAUACAAGUACAGCAGAAGUACUUCAAGACCAUUUUUUGCUUCAAAAGGAAUUUCAGGAAAAGACCAUAGCACACUAUUCAAUACAGGAACAAAGGCUGGAAGAUAUUUGUUCCGGUAUACGACGAUUAUACCUAGCAAUGGAAAAGCACUACGACCUGAAGAAUGCAGAAGUGGAAGAAACCCAUAGACACAACCAAUCCAUGGAAGAUUUGAUCAAUGCUAAAAAUUCAAUAAAAAAACAAAUGUUAUUAGUUGAGCAAAAAAGCUUAAAGCGAUUUCCAAAAACAACUGAAAUUUAUACAUAUGUAUGUAUGUAUAUGUACAUUCCUUUAUUUAUACACAAGUGCCUAUCAAAAGUUCAAAUAAAAAAAGUGUAAAUGAA
Molecule: messenger RNA, 1980 nt
Organism: Anastrepha ludens (Mexican fruit fly)
Lineage: Eukaryota; Metazoa; Arthropoda; Insecta; Diptera; Tephritidae
Exons: 2
Coding region: 1268-1975 (235 amino acids)
Source: RefSeq, a predicted model, not a curated record